UAUACAUCUAAACAAUUUAGAUCACAGAUUAGACUCAUCUUAUCGGAUCACAGCCAUACCAAAAUUUGAUUCCAACUAAAAACGUCCUAAAUCUGCCGUUAGUUUGUCCCAAAUUGAUGUUCUAAACACUGAAAUCUUCAGCUUGGUUUGGAGUAGUAAGGCGACUGGUUCUUUUUCCUCUUCUUCAUCCAUGGCAGCCUCCAAGCUCCAAGCUCUCUGGAAUCAUCCUGCUGGUCCUAAAACUAUUCAUUUCUGGGCACCAACCUUCAAGUGGGGUAUUAGCAUUGCCAACAUUGCUGACUUCUCCAAACCCCCAGAGAAGCUCUCCUAUCCCCAGCAGAUAGCGGUUACUGCCACUGGAGUUAUCUGGUCACGCUAUAGCACUGUUAUUACACCUAAAAACUGGAAUCUAUUUAGUGUAAAUGUGGCAAUGGCGGAUACAGGCAUCUAUCAACUUACUCGAAAAAUAAGGCAUGAUUAUUUUGAUGAGCAGCAAGCAGCUACAUCAGAACAUUGAUGACAAAAGCGGCUUCACUUCGCUUGUGGACUUGACUAUAGUUGCUUGGGUCACUUCUCAAUGCUGAGCACUACAUCUGCACAUUGCAUGAAGUGGCCUUUCUAACCUUUCUUUUGAUACACCACACACAUUUGGAGUGGAUAUCGUAUGUUCUUUCAUCACAAUUCUCGAAUCAAGCCACAAUAGUCAAUAAGGGCAUAAGACUAGUUUUCUUUUAAUAUCCCAUUUUUGUUUCUGCAAAAUCAUUUGUGGUGGUGCAUAUUGUUGACAUCUUGGAAUUUUGUGUUGUGGUUUAUCUCAUUUCUCAACAAGAUUGGCUACUUAUGUUAUUGUAUAAGAAGUACUUCCUGAUGUGUAUGUUUAUUCAAAUGUUUCCUGGGGAAAUUUUGUUGUUAAUUUGGAAGAACGUUAUUAUGAAUGCAGCUAGUAGAUCAUUA
Messenger RNA from Cuscuta europaea, 954 nucleotides. The record is from the annotation of a GenBank genome assembly. NCBI's taxonomy places the organism in Eukaryota, Viridiplantae, Streptophyta, Magnoliopsida, Solanales, Convolvulaceae.